ACAAUGGCUAUCCAUGCAUUACGUUUUCUUGUGCUAAUACUUUUUAUUAGCUUUGUUCAAUGUCGAAUUCUGAGACUAAACUCCUCUGACGAUUUAAUCUCAGAUGGAGUUGAUCGUAUUGACAAUCAAUCUUCUAUUCUUUACGCAAAUGUUUCUAUUUCCUCCACAAACACUUGUGAGCACCAAUAUGGCUUCCUACCAUGUGCAGAAAAUGCCGGAGGUUACAUUUUUCAAAUACUGAUUUAUCAGGGCCUAAUCAUGUUUGGAGAAAAGGAGCUGACUGCGGGGAGCAGGGUGCUAUUUAAUAUUCUUGGCGCAAGCAACAUCGUGGGUAUCAUUUUUCGAAUUCUCGUGGGGUUACCUGCAAUAUUGAUUAUGAUCGUAUCUGGAGUUUUCAGUAGCAAAGAGGAAGCCCAAUCUAAGGUGUCACUUGGAGUGGGUAUUUAUGCUGGAAUUACUGUAUUUACUCUUACCUUGCAGUGGGGUGUAUGUGUAAUUUUUGGCAGGAGAAAGUUGGCAGAGCAAUCGACGUCUAGUCAUGCAGAAGUAGCGCAAACUAGUUCAAAUUGUUUGCUGGCAAAAGAAGUCAUCACUGAAUUAAAGGAUACUGGUGUUACAAUAGACGAAGAGACUCGUCGCAUAGCUGGGAUUAUGCUCUUGUCUUUGAUUCCUUACACAAUCAUUCAGCUAGUAGAUAUCUUCAAAAUAUCAUUUGAAACCCACGUAGUGAUUUUGAUAUUACUCAUCUUAUCAUCUGCGAUGCUUCUAUUAUAUUUCGUCUACCAGGUUAUGAAUCCUUGGAUGCAACAAAAAAGUUUAGCCUACACAAAGUAUGAGACACUGAGAACGGGGUUUCUGCAGCACAUGCAACGACAUGGAAAACUCAUUGAUGAACAUGGCGAACUUAAUGUUCCAGUCAUCCAAACUUUAUUUGAUGAAGCAGAUAAUGAUGCCAACAACACUAUAACGAAGGAUGAAAUAGAAAGUUUGAUGCAUGAUUUAAUCAAUAAAGGAGAGAUGAAUGUUGACAAACAGUUUGCUGUUUCUGAACUAAUGAAAGUAUUUGAUUUUAACCACGAUGGGUCAAUUAACCAUCAAGAAUUCGCCAAUGGGUGCAAAAAAUGGUUUAUUGAAACCAAAAAGCCAACUAAAAUUGAUGAUAACUCUUCAAGUAUUCCCAAGAUUGUCAAUGAAAAAGUGGUGCAUGGAGAGUCACUAGUAUGGACUUUUAUCAAAUCUAUAUUACAAGUUUUGCUGGGUAUUGUUGCAAUGACCUGCCUUGGAGAACCUCUGACAACUAACAUUCUACAGUUAUCACAUUCCAUGAAUGUGCCUUCUUUCGCCAUCUCGUUUGUGGUAGUGCCAUUGGCCAUGAAUUGCAGAGCCGCAAUAGCAGCAAUUUCUCCAGCCAGUCACAAGAGUGAAAAGAGUGCUUCUUUGACAUUUUCAGAGAUUUAUGGUGAAGUUGUAAUGAGCAAUAUCUCGAAUUUGACAGCACUGUUAGCAAUUGUUUAUGCAAAGGAUUUGACUUGGGAUUAUUCAGCAGAAGUGCUAACAGUUUUGGUGGUAUGUGCCAUAGUAGGAAUUCUUGCAUACUCACGCGACAGUUAUCCUCUAUGGACUUGCUUAUUGGCAUUUUUCCUCUAUCCAUUCUCCUUAGGUUUGUUUUAUUAUGCUCAAUUUGCAUUGCGUUGGAAUUAACCUGAUUAUGCUAAUCAGGGUUUUUCCUGCUUCGACCAAAAUAAACAUGUCAACGUUCCUUCAUUAUGAGGAAGUAACAAUCAAAUAAACGUUAGCUAUUGUGUAGUCAUUUUUUUACUUUUUAGUUUUGUCUAGACUUAUCUAGAUCUACUUGUAAUUAUUGUAUUGCUGAUCGAAUAUAAAUAAAUGA
Molecule: messenger RNA, 1891 nt
Organism: Olea europaea var. sylvestris
Lineage: Eukaryota; Viridiplantae; Streptophyta; Magnoliopsida; Lamiales; Oleaceae
Product: sodium/calcium exchanger NCL2-like
Exons: 7
Coding region: 4-1701 (565 amino acids)
Biological process (GO): calcium ion transmembrane transport; intracellular calcium ion homeostasis
Cellular component (GO): membrane
Molecular function (GO): calcium ion binding; calcium:proton antiporter activity
Source: RefSeq, a predicted model, not a curated record